AUGAACGGCUACACCAAUGGCGCGCACGGCGUCGGCGCAGAUGGAUGGGGAAGCGGCGACGGCACUGGGGACUCCAGAGGCCCAGUUGGCCCAUUCCCGCCCAUCGCCGAAAUCAUAGCCUCUGCGACUGACACGGCCGAGUCGCUAAAACACCAUUCGAUCAAACUCCUCCUCGAACGAGCCAGGGGGCACUUCAAUUCGGCCAAGAACAUGCUCAACAACCGCUCUCCCGCCGGCGCCUACUGGGAAUACAUUGUCGCAUACCAGAUCGUCGCCGAACUGAUACCCACCCACCGCGACUACUACGACAAGAUCAACGGCAGCCGAAGCCAGAUCCACCGCGACUUCAACGAGCUUAUGAAAGAGAUCAAGUCAAACGAAGAGCGGUUUGUGCGCAUAAAGGACAUUAUAAAGAACGACAACAAGAGGAACGGCGCACACCACAGGACGACCUCUACGCCCCCCUCUACAACACAAAGCAACCGAAAUGGCAUGAUUGCGAUGAGGAAAGACGACGAGCUCAUGCUUCCUGAGGUUCCCACCGGAAUCCCAAACGGUCGAGCGUCACCUGCGGCCUCUCUGGAUUCUUCACGGAGAAAACCCCCCGUGCAACCGAAGCCACAAUCGCUGCAUGGGCGGGCUGUGCACCAGAGCAUAUCGAAUGUGAAUGGAGUGAAUGAUCUUGCUCAGCGGUUCGCAAAUCUUAGAGGGACCGGUCCGCUAGUUGAUACAUCGCCUCGCCCCAGCCAAGAUCUGUCCGUCAAAAUGCCCUCUCCUGCAGACUACCAUUCUACAAACCGGAUUAUGGGUCCGCGAGGCAUGCCACCGCCACCCCUUCACAUGCCUCCGCCGCCACCGAAACUACCACUCGAUACGCAAUUCGCGGCUUCACUGCCGAAGGAGCCUAGUCCUACCUAUAGUCCAGCGAGGAACAUCUCAGGCCCUUCGAGCAUCAACGCACCUCGGAGUACACCCAGGAGUUUAAACGGGACCGGGGGUCGUACCAACUCACUCGCCGCGUCCAGUGCAUCAGCAUAUGCACCGAACGCAAACAGUGCGCCCGACUCAUACUUUCCCGCGCAAACCCUUCGAGAUGGCAAUGGGAGAACACGGUCUGUCAGCAAGACGGUCGAACUUGAGAUUGAUGCUAGCAUGCUUUACGAUUACUACCGCAUGUACAAUGUACUCACCAUCGACGUACGAGACAGGACAGACUUCGACGCGGGACACAUCUUCGUGCGGAACAUCAUGUGCAUAGAGCCCUUGACCUUGCGCGAUGGCGACUCCGCCGAACAGCUUCUGGACCGUCUCAUCAUAUCGCCAGAUGAGGAACAGGACAUGUUCGACAAGAGGGCCGACUUUGAUGUGGUCGUAUACUACGAUGAGUCUACAAAGAACAUCGACUUUAUGCAUAGACACAACCGAUCUGACAGCGAAAUUGCGUUGAAGCGGUUGUUCGAUACUCUUCACGAGUUCAACGCGGACAAACCGCUCAGGCGUCCUCCAGUUCUUCUCAAAGGCGGUCUCGACGCUUGGAUGGACCUGGUGGGCCCCCAGGCUUUGAAAACGUCGAACACCGCUGGACAAGUGGCGGCUGGUCCGACGCGGGCCCGGGCUAUCCGACGAUCGCCAGCUGCCAGCCAUAUCGCGAGAAACAACACGCAAAGAAGAUCAAAACGCGAAUACGUUCCCAUGGACCAAGAAGAGCAGCAACAGUGGUUGGAAGAAGCUCGAAAGGGGCGUGCUGCAGUCGAAGUGCCUCCGGCAGAUGGUGAAGAGGAAGAAGAGCCUACACAGGAUUUCUACCGUUCGACAGAAGAGUUCCUACGCCGAUACCCCGAUGUUGAAGCUGAGCAGUCAUCUAUGAUGUACCCGUCCAAGUUCCAGUCGACCAAUCAAUACGUCGCGCCUGCCAUACCCGUCGCGCCUUCUCGUCCGCCGCCUUCUGUUCCUAGGGUGAGCUACAGUGGCGUACACGAUCGGCAAGAACAGAACCGUAAUGUGGUCUACAAUGGACAGCCCCAAUUUAGUAACCUGAGGCUACAUAGGACGGGCCUGCUGAACUUUGGCGUCACGUGCUACAUGAACUCGGUGGUGCAGUGUCUCAGUGGGCAUCUAUUGCUUUCGGACCUGUUCCUCACCGGAAGAUAUCAGCGAGACCUCCAGCGAGAUAACUGGAAAGGAACGAAGGGGAUUUUGCCGGAGGCGUACGCGACGCUACUGUCUAAUCUAUACAAGGGCGAUGUCACCUCCGUGCGCCCAAGCACAUUUAGGCGCAUCUGCGGGCACUUCAACUCGCAGUGGGGCAUUGAUGAGCAGCAAGACGCCAAGGAAUUCCUGGAAUUCGUUCUAGACUACAUGCACGAAGACUUGAACCUAACCUGGAACAAGCCGCCGCUCAAGCCACUUUCGGACCAGGAAGAGUUGCAACGAGAAAGAUUUCCCCGCCAGUAUUCAGCAAUGAUCGAAUGGCGGAGAUACCAACAUCGGGACAUGUCCGUCAUCGGUGGUCUGUUCGCCGGUCAACAUGCUUCGCAGCUUACAUGCCAGACAUGCGGCGUGACAAGUACAACAUAUGAAGCUUUCUGGAGUAUCAGCGUAGAGAUUCCCCGAGACGGCGAAUGCGAUCUACGCCACUGUCUAAACUCAUACUGCGCACCAGAGCGCCUAGCAGGCGACGAACUAUGGCGUUGCCCUCGAUGCAAAAAAGACCGCGAAGCCGUAAAGAAGAUCACCAUCACCCGCGCCCCCGACACCCUCGUCAUCCACUUCAAGCGCUUCAGCGCCUCGCGCACGGAAAGCGCACGGAAAGUGCGGACGCCUGUUAAUUUCCCGCUCCAACGUCUCGACAUGGGUCCCUUUGUUGAGCCACCCAUGACGCCAGAACAAGAAAGAUAUGUGUCGGAAAAGGCCCGAGAUGGACCUGCACAACUUGCUGGCGUGAAGAGCGAUCCUACUAUGAAUGGGCCGUAUGUCUACAACGCCUAUGCUGUCAUAUGGCAUAUCGGUGCUACUCUCGGAAGUGGACAUUACAUCGCUUUUGUCAAGGAUAAGUCUAGGGGAUGUUGGCGCAGUUUCAACGACGACAAGAUUACGGACUUUGAUCCUGGGAAUCUUCCGCCGCACAACCGUCUGCAGAAUGAGAAGGCGUAUAUUGUUUUCUAUGAGAGGGAGAGGGUUGCUGGUGGUGCUUUCUAG
Alternaria triticimaculans is the source of this 3198-nucleotide messenger RNA. RefSeq lists its product as uncharacterized. The transcript is spliced from 3 exons. Gene Ontology annotation, biological process: protein deubiquitination. Gene Ontology annotation, cellular component: cytoplasm. Gene Ontology annotation, molecular function: cysteine-type deubiquitinase activity. Bases 1 to 3198 code for a protein of 1065 amino acids. Lineage: Eukaryota; Fungi; Ascomycota; Dothideomycetes; Pleosporales; Pleosporaceae. The record is from RefSeq and is a predicted model, not a curated record.